AUGUCCAAGGUCCUCCUCAUAGCCGACAUGCAAGAGGGUCUCUUCAGCCUCGCGCGGGACUUCGACCACUCUACCUACCGCACCGCCAUGUUCGCGCACGCAUCCCCGGGCCAGGCCUUCCGUCUCCCCGUCAUCAUGACGACCUCAUUUGUCGCCACGUACCCCGAUGCGCCGCUCAUCAGGCGCGAGGGCGAGGUGGGUGCGUGGGAUAACGAGGAGUUUCCGGACGCGGUGGUGAAGGCGAAUAGGUCGCAGGUUAUUUUGGCGAGGAUUACCUACGACGGAUGCACGACCUUCCUCGCCCUCUCCCUGCGCGCCGCAGGCUACAGCGUGUGGGCGAACCACGAGGCGUCGGGCACGACGACGCAGUACCUCCGGGACAUGGCGAACGAGCGCAUGCGGGCCGCCGGGGUCCAGGUGGUGUCGUAUUUCGCGAUCGAGCUGUUCCCGGUCUUGGAUGAGUAUCUGCCCAUUUACGGUAUGGUGGCGAGGGGACACCGGGCUGCGGUACGGAAUGGGACGGUGCUGCCAGGGGAGGAUGUCUUGCCUUGA
Molecule: messenger RNA, 552 nt
Organism: Hypoxylon fragiforme
Lineage: Eukaryota; Fungi; Ascomycota; Sordariomycetes; Xylariales; Hypoxylaceae
Product: Isochorismatase hydrolase
Exons: 4
Coding region: 1-552 (183 amino acids)
Source: RefSeq, a predicted model, not a curated record